AUGUUUGAGCUCUUUCGUGCAUUUUGCUCAGGCAGCUGUGCUCGCAGCGGGGCUGAUGGGACAGCCCCGCCACCUCAGAGCCAAAGCCGGCCGGACUCCAAAGGCGCAAGCUUCCUCGAUGCCCUGUCACUGAAGCCCUCCGUUGUCGACGAUGGCGAGUUGCUUUUCCCGCCCCGCCAGGUGCGACCGAACCGAGGCUCUAGUGCACCCCGGGCCAAGAGCGGAAGGUGGUCCCAGCGCUCGCAGUACACCGGCGCAGACUUCCAGGACCUUCCCGCCGAAAGGGGGGCCCUGCGAAACUGGCCAAGUGAGUCGCGGUCCUGA
Symbiodinium sp. CCMP2592 is the source of this 324-nucleotide messenger RNA. Lineage: Eukaryota; Dinophyceae; Suessiales; Symbiodiniaceae. The record is from the annotation of a GenBank genome assembly.